Lathyrus sativus (Indian pea) is the source of this 354-nucleotide messenger RNA. Lineage: Eukaryota; Viridiplantae; Streptophyta; Magnoliopsida; Fabales; Fabaceae. The record is from the annotation of a GenBank genome assembly.
AUGUCAAACUCUCAUAAUUCUCUCACAAACAAACCAAAAUCACGUUCAUGCUUGUGCUCUCCCACUUCACAUCCUGGUUCCUUUAGAUGCAGCAUGCACAAGAACAAGCCCCAACGAUCUGUUCCUAACAACCCCUUCAAAUCCAAUAGCUCUCAUCAUUGGAAUGAAUCGUUGUCGUCGUCGUCUUCUUCGUCAUCCCCAUCUAUGAUUGUUAAAGUUAGUUCUUUGAAGACAUUUCUCUUGCAAGUUAUUAAGCCGUCUAGCCAUGAUGCUCAUAGGAGGAAGAACUUUCAGCCUAAGCCUAGUCGGUUUUGUUUGAUGAAUACUAAUAGAGAUGUUGUUGCUGUUUCUUGA